CUUAUUUUUUCUCUCAGCCCUAAAUUUCAAAUUUCACCCGUCUUCUUCGGCAAGUCGACACCGCACUCGCCGGAAUCUCUCACGGCGGCGAUCUCUUUCUCCGGAGGAUUUAAAUUCGAGUGUAAAGCACAAUCUUUACCAAGUGGUUGAAGUGGAAAUUAUCUGUGUUCUUUUGCAUUAGCACAACACGCGUAUGAAAUUCUGAUCAAGCUAGCAUCAUUUGCAAUUCAUUGCUUGGAAAGUGAUAUCUUAAGCAUGAAGCUCAUUGCACGGUUAAGACCCAUCCAAACCUGUACAGCUCUACGUGAAAUUAUAGGGCCUUUGCAGUCUCGUUCAUUUCAACCUGAUUUUGUCCCCAGAGAUCCCAAUGCCAAGCCCAUAAGGUACAAAUAUCCUGCUGCAUAUGAUCCAUAUGGCCCUAGACCCCCACCAUCAGACAAGAUAGUUCAGCUUGCUGAACGUAUUGCUGCUUUAGCCCCAGAAGAACGUAGACAAAUUGGUCCUUUACUCCGGGAGAUACUAAGGCACCCUAAUUUGAAACAAAUUUCAGUAGAAGGCAUGGAUUUGGGUGCAAUGGGAGGAGCAGGUGGUGGACCGGCAAAGGCUGAGGAGAAGAAGGUUGAGAAAACAGCAUUUGACGUCAAGUUGGAGAAAUUUGAUGCAGCUGCAAAAAUCAAGGUGAUCAAAGAGGUUAGAUCCUUCACGAGUCUAGGUCUAAAGGAAGCCAAGGAACUGGUCGAAAAGGCUCCUGCUAUACUUAAGCAAGGAGUAACCAAAGAGGAGGCUAAUGAAAUCAUAGAAAAGAUCAAAGCUGUUGGAGGAGUCGCGGUUAUGGAGUAAUAACCUCUGUUGGAUUUAGCAGGUUCCCUUAUCCUGCCAAAAUUAACAUAAUUUCUCUUUGUUGGAUUUCGUUUCUUGGUUUAGGACAAUCGCGUUUUGUUUAGUAGGUUCUGUGGAAUUAUCUGGCUUUUUACAGCUUUAAACCCAUUACACCAUAUAGGCAUGGUGAUCACAAGAUUUUGUAUCUGAUCUUGCUGCUAGACUAUUAAGAAUUCG
Molecule: messenger RNA, 1056 nt
Organism: Solanum verrucosum
Lineage: Eukaryota; Viridiplantae; Streptophyta; Magnoliopsida; Solanales; Solanaceae
Exons: 2
Coding region: 256-840 (194 amino acids)
Biological process (GO): translation
Cellular component (GO): ribosome
Molecular function (GO): structural constituent of ribosome
Source: RefSeq, a predicted model, not a curated record